GAAGGAGGGGAGGUAUGAAGGUUGAGGAGAGCAAGUGGACCCAGUCCUGUCAUUCACAGUACUGCAGGAGGACCAGCUAAAGGAUGUCUAAGACCCCGUCCACCACGUCUGCAGCCUCUGUAACGUCUGCAGCCUCUGUAACCUCUGUAACCUCUGCAACCUCUACAGACAGCAAAGGUGGCAAAUCCCGGAAGACUUCGUCCUCGAGUUCGGAGUCGGCUCCCAAGAAGGUGUCUAAGAAAGAGCAGAAGAGGAAAGACAUGGAAAAGAUACACACCACCCUGCUCAACAGCGUGUUUGGAGCGGAGAGGGAGUUGGCCCAAGCAGAGUUGGAUGAGCUGGACUUUGCCUUCAAGGAGUUUGACUACGACUGUGACGGCUACCUGAACUACAAGGACGUAGCUGAGUGCAUGAGGACCAUGGGCUACAUGCCCACUGAGAUGGAGCUGCUGGAGAUAGUGCAACAGAUCAAAAUGAGGAUGGGCGGUCUGAUGGACUUUGACGAUUUCUGUGAGCUGAUGGGUCCCAGGAUAAUGGGAGAGACAGCAGACAUGCUGGGGCUGAAAGAGCUCAGGUCCGCCUUCUCACAGUUUGACCAGGACUCUGAUGGGAAGAUCAGCCAGGAUGAGAUGAAGGAGGCGGUGAAGAGUCUACUGGGGGAGAAACUGAAGAAAGGAGAGCUGGAAGAGAUACUCAAAGAGAUAGACAUCAACGGAGACGGAAGCAUCGACUUUGAUGAGUUCGUCAUGAUUUUGUCCAUUCGGUAAGUGCUGGAAGACCUGAGAGGAUGCUAUCAUUUGUGUGUAUGAUCAGCUUUACGGAUGAAAUGUACUCCUCCAUUUCCUCACUGCUCCUUUUCUCCCCUCUCCGGUUCUCUCCUCUUCUGUUCUCUCCUCUAUACUCUGUCACUGAGAAAAUAAAUAUGGUGUACAAUGGACAAGAUUAUAUUCGAAAAUGUAUUUGGAUUAAUCCGUUUGUAGACACUGAUUGGCUGUAUGACAUCUAAAUAAGAUACCAUUUUGAUAUUUUUAUAAAGAAUUAGAAUUUCAGAAUUACAACCUAGGACUUUUGAAAAACACAUUUUUUUGUAUAAUUUUUUUACAGUCUGCGUUUUCUAAGUACAAAAUAAAGACAUGGGACAGAAGAAAUAUCUACACAUGUACAGUCGAAGUCGGAAGUUUACAUACACCUUAGCCAAACACACUUAAACUCAGUUUUCACAA
Molecule: messenger RNA, 1223 nt
Organism: Oncorhynchus tshawytscha (Chinook salmon)
Lineage: Eukaryota; Metazoa; Chordata; Actinopteri; Salmoniformes; Salmonidae
Product: calcium-binding protein 2-like
Exons: 8
Coding region: 84-767 (227 amino acids)
Molecular function (GO): calcium ion binding
Source: RefSeq, a predicted model, not a curated record